CAUUCUACCUGGUAACAGGUUCUAUGAUAAAAAGAUAGUCAGUGGUCAUACUCUGUAGGUACAUGUCGAAUGGAAACUGUGAACCUUUAUCCUUUAAUAGUUGUAGAGCACCUUAAGACCAUAAUUGAGAUCACUUCCGCUUCUCUAAGUUGCUAUGGCAGCACUUUCAAACAAAAGAUGGAGCUUAACACAGCCGAGCGCUUUUACGAUUUCCUUACUAACUUUAAAGACUAUGAAGAUUAUCUGGACUCUAAAAUCACUCCUACGGAUUUAUUUUAUUUAAAAAGCAGGGAGUUGGCCCGCGAGCUGGUGGAGCACAGCCACAAGGGCAUGAUCCUGAGCAGGGAGGAAUUCGAGGAGAGGAAAGCAGCUGCAAAGGCUGCAAAGACUGAACAGAGCAGCGUUUUCUACAGCAGGAGCCGCCCAGUGACACUGGCAAGUGCAGGAAAGGAGCUCAAGGAUAACUUCCUGAAGGCCCUGGCAGAGCGAGAAGAGGCCAACCGCAGUGGGAAAAUGACUUCGGUCAUUUUCAUAAGGGAUUAUAAUACUCUUGGACAGGAGGUAUCUGGAUAUAUAGACUACACCCACAGGCUCAAGACACAAGAUUUUGAACCAUAUUUCUGUGGAAAGAAAAGGCUCAUGCCAGGACCCUCAGAUUUAUGCUACUACAACUGGAAGACACAGACGUCCACCUCCAACUCCAGCCCCAACUUUGAGGUGAUUUAUGACGACCCAAACGGACUUCUCUUCAAGAGCAAGAGGGACAAAACGAUGCUGAAUCCUCGGUCCAGGUCCAGUGGGACGCUCCUCCAGUCGGACCUCUACGUCCACGUCAUGCUGUACGACCGCAGUGUGAGAAUGUUCUGACCUGCUGACGCCGACACAGCCGUACAAUCUGGCGCUCAGCGCAGAGCUCUGAAAGCCUCUAAUUUAGCUGCAGCUGCAUCAUCAUUUACAAACUCUUUCCCUCAUAUCGUGCAUGCCAUCAGGGUGGAGGUGCCGCUGCGACAACUUCAAACAGACGAUUCCCAGAGGAAGAAAUGGACAGACUGGGGUGACAGCCGGAGAGUUUCCUCAAGCUUAAACUGGAACUUAGAUAUUCUGAUGGGUGCAAAGUCUUAUUUAGGAGCCAGACUCAGCUCCUCAACCCCAGGCUCGUCCACUGUUGGGGCCAACAUGUUUUGGGCUGUUUGUCUAAACAAAUUAAAGGCAUAAGAGCUUUGAAAGAUGA
Molecule: messenger RNA, 1231 nt
Organism: Poecilia latipinna (sailfin molly)
Lineage: Eukaryota; Metazoa; Chordata; Actinopteri; Cyprinodontiformes; Poeciliidae
Gene: cfap299
Product: cilia and flagella associated protein 299
Exons: 6
Coding region: 70-867 (265 amino acids)
Source: RefSeq, a predicted model, not a curated record